CUGCCCUGUACCUAACGCUUCCUGUUUUUCAGGAGAAACUCCUUGUUUUUGCGCUUUUAUGGUGACGGAUUUAUUUCAGCGGCUUGUUCCUGAGGAGGCCGCCUCAAGGAGCUUGCCCCCCUCCCGUGGAGCGUGUGGGGCGGUGGCCUGCAGAGGAGGCACAGAGCUGGUGAGGGGGUCCCCGGGGGAAGGUCACCGUCAGCCCUUUCGCAGGGAUCACUCUGGGCAUUCCUGGGUACACCAAGAGGCCUUAAAGGUGGGCAGCCAGCGGGACGACUGCCGUGGGGCUUUUGUUGCUUAGUAAGAGCUGCUAAGUUAAGCCAUGUGUGGUUCUCUUUCGAGGAGCGGUGGCCUAACCAAUAAGGACAAAGUGAAUAGCAUUCGUUUCCUGCUGACCUUUUAACACGAACAGAUGUUUUCCCUUACAAGUACCGUAGGCCACUUCAGUCCCUGACCUCAUCAAGUGGGCUGCUGUCGUUUUCAUACUCAGCAGGCAAUAAAACUGCUUUUUUAACCUGUUUUGCUGAGACCUGCCUGUAGAAGUGGGUCUCCCGCCUCGGUCAGGACCCAUGUGCCUUUAAUGUGCUUGACUUUCUUUUCUCUGGAUGGACCAACCACUUCCUCCUCGUUUUUGUCCUCUGUGGAGGAUGGCAGAUGUUUCCUCCGAUGGGCUCUAUGAGGCAGCCAGGGGGAAAUGAGUUUGCCUUUAUAAUAUUUUCCCUAGCAGUCCUUGAAUAAGUUGGACUUUGCAACCCCAUGGCUGGAGCAGGACGUGCAAGUUUGAGCAUGACUUUUGUGCCCACAAAUACCAGAGAUGUUCAUCCAGAUAAAAGAAGUUUGUCUGCUGCCUCUCCUGGUCAGAGCCUGCUUUCUUCUUCCAGUCCUGCAUGGAGACCAUGGGAACAAACUCUGCAAUGAUGUAAUGGAGCAGAGAAACGUGGAGACAGUCUGGGUGUGCAUGCCAUGAAUUAAUUUGAGACCACUGCCUGUUGAUGAAGAGCCUUUCUUCAAAACUGACAUUGCAGUAGUGUCUCAUCUGAUGCCGUCAAGCGGAGUGAGGUGUCUCCAUGCCUGGGAUAAAAAGACACAGCUGUGAUGCUUGCAGGCCAGUUUAUUUGCUGUGUUGCAUGGUGCACGACUUGUGUUCCUGGGUUGCUGACUUUCAAUUGGUUUCAGGUGUGGGGGACACUGCAGGACUGACAGUGGCGGUAUGCACGCCGAUUCCUGUGGGUUCUCCUGAGUUCCUGGGGCACCACUCUGCUUUUUGAGUCAGAAGGUUGCAAGCUAUCGUCAAGAAUGGCACUGGUGGAUAAACACAAAGUCAAGCGGCAGCGUCUGGACAGAAUUUGUGAAGCGGGAGCAAGUGGCUUCGUGGCGAUGCCCAUCCCCAGCAAGCACCCCAACAUCGGCCGCUCGCAGAGCUGGGACGCUGCCGGCUGGUAUGAAGGCAACUGGGAGAGCGAGAAUGCCUUUGAGUACCAGAGGCCACCAGGCCGGAGGAGCUCCCUGACCUACGGCGGUGAGGGCGGCUGGUAUGAGCCACCUCGAGCAAACGAUAUCAUCUUGCAGGGCGGCGCGGAGCUGAAGCAAGAGGCGUACCCAUACCAGGAUGCCACCUUCACCCCGGGGCCCCUCAGGAAGGGCUCUGUUCCUGACUUCUCCUACUGCGACCGGCAGGCGGCCAUGGCAGGCCGGGGCUCCCUGCCACCCCAGGAUUACUACAGCGACCCGUCCCUGGCAGCCAGGUCGCCCAAGGACCCCCGCUACUACCGCGACCAUGUGGUGAGCAGGCCGCUGGCGAGCUAUGGGGUGCCUGGCAGCCGUCUCUCCUGGGACCAGGCUCCGGGACGCCUGCCUGCCCCACCGGAGGCCACCCGCCUCUACCGCGACCCCAAGAUGGCCCUGGAUGGACAGCGAAUGCGCAGCAGAGAUGUCUCCCCGGCACGGUAUGGCAUGGAGCCUACAGGCCCACGGUAUGCAGCAGAGCCACCUGCCUUUCCCAGCAGGCAGGCCUAUGGUGAUGGGGCAGAACGGCCCCCCGAGCCAGCGGGAGCCAGGCAGGCUGCACCCACCUGCUUGGUGGUGGAUCCUACCAGCAGCACCAGCACUGGCUAUGGACCAGGCCGCGAGUGUGCUGGCACCAAGGGUCCCUAUGACAGCUAUGAGGCAGCGGUGUCAACACCUUCCCACCCACCGGUGCCCCCCACCUUUCCUGGGCCAGAGGGGAAGAGGAGCUUUGACCCCGAGUUUGUGGCGCUGCUGCGUGCAGAAGGCGUCUCGGAGAGCACCUUCGCUGCCUUGCUGCAACAGGGCUUUGACUCCCCAAACCUGCUAGCCAUGAUGGAGGAGAACGACAUCAAGUCUGUGGCUCCGAACCUGGGGCAGGCCCGUGUGCUCUCCCGCAUUGCCCACAACUACAAGGCAGAAAUGCAGCUGCAGAGGCAGGAGCGGAGGAGUGGGGCACUGCGUCCCAGGACCCGCUCCAACAGCUUCAGCCACCGCAGCGAGCUGCCAGGUGACUAUGGGAUACCCCUGGGCCCGGGGCCCCCCACGGAUGGCCCGGCCAUCCCACAGCCCCAGCCUCCACUGCAGCCAGUCUCCCCAAGAGGAGUGGAGAUGCACCGCCGGCCAUCCAGUGCCCCAACCCAGCACCUGCUGGAGACCACCACCUACCCUGCCUCGGCAGGCGCUCCUCAGGGGCCACACUUUCUCCCUGGCUCUGGAUACAACACCCCCCUGCCUUGCAACACACACCCACGCCCAGCUUCCGCUUACUCUGCGCCGGUCGGCAUGCCCAUGACCACGGCCAACCCACAUGCCAGCCCCAAAACAGCCUACCCUACCACCUACACCGUGCCCAUGGAGCUGAUGAAGAGGGAGCGGACGGCAGCUGCAUCACCUGCACCCAGCCCGCAUGGCAGCCCACAGCUCCUCCGCCGGCCGGGACCGCCGGGGGACAGCAGCCUGGCGCCCUCUGGACCUGCUUUCCCAGCCCAGCCCUCCCCAUACCCGAAGCUCAGCAGGCGCACGGGGCCCCCAGUCAUCGUCUCCACCAUGGCAUCACCUGAACCAAGUAUUCGCCCUCAAAUCAUGAACGGCCCCAUGCACCCCCGGCCCCUGGUGGCACUGCUGGACGGCAGGGACUGCACGGUGGAGAUGCCCAUUCUGAAGGACUUGGCGACGGUGGCAUUCUGUGACGCACAAUCAACUCAGGAGAUUCAUGAGAAGGUAUUAAAUGAAGCCGUUGGGGCAAUGAUGUACCACACCAUCACACUGACUCGAGAAGACCUGGAGAAGUUCAAGGCCUUACGGGUCAUUGUUCGAAUAGGCAGUGGCUAUGACAACAUCGACAUCAAAGCAGCAGGGGAGCUUGGGAUCGCCGUCUGCAACAUCCCCUCUGCCGCUGUGGAGGAGACUGCCGACUCCACUGUCUGCCACGUCCUCAACCUCUACCGGCGGAACACGUGGCUCUACCAGGCCCUGCGGGAGGGCACACGGGUGCAGAGCGUGGAGCAGAUCCGGGAGGUGGCCUCCGGCGCUGCCCGCAUCCGGGGAGAGACGCUCGGCCUCAUUGGCUUCGGUCGCACUGCGCAGGCGGUGGCAGUCCGAGCCAAGGCGUUCGGCUUCAACGUGAUCUUUUAUGACCCGUACCUGCAGGACGGCAUAGAGAGGUCCCUCGGAGUGCAGCGGGUCUACACGCUGCAGGACCUGCUCUACCAGAGCGACUGCGUCUCCUUGCACUGUAACCUUAACGAACACAACCACCACCUCAUCAACGACUUCACGAUUAAGCAGAUGAGGCAGGGAGCGUUCCUGGUGAACACAGCACGCGGUGGGCUGGUGGAUGAGAAGGCCUUAACUCAAGCCCUGAAGGAGGGACGGAUACGAGGGGCUGCGCUCGACGUGCACGAGUCAGAACCCUUCAGUUUUGCUCAAGGCCCACUGAAAGAUGCUCCUAACUUAAUCUGUACCCCCCACACUGCGUGGUACAGUGAGCAGGCAUCACUAGAGAUGAGAGAAGCUGCUGCUACUGAAAUACGGCGUGCCAUCACAGGCCGCAUCCCUGAAAGCCUACGGAACUGCGUGAAUAAGGAAUUCUUUGUCACAACAGCUCCGUGGUCAGUAAUAGAUCAGCAAGCAAUCCAUCCAGAGCUCAAUGGUGCCACGUACAGGUAUCCACCUGGGAUGGUCAGCGUUGCACCGGGAGGAAUACCCACAGCUAUGGAGGGCAUCAUCCCUGGAGGCAUCCCCGUUACCCACAAUCUUCCCACAGUGGCACACCCUUCCCAAGCUCCAUCUCCCAACCAGCCCACAAAACACGGGGACAACAGGGAACAUCCCAACGAGCAAUAGCAGAUAAUUUAAAAUUCCUUCACUAUACUUAGGACCAAGAGACAUUGGAGAAGUUAUCCAUGAACUGAAAAAAGAAUUUGAUACACAGUUUGUAAUGCUGAUAUUGGACAAAGGCAUCAUUGGUGUUCCAGUGUUACCCACCACGUGAUAGCAGUCAAGACUGGGGAGAAGCCCUGAAGAAGUCACCUGCUUACUGAAGCGCUGAAAUCUAGGAUGUGAUACGUUAAUGGUCAACUUCUGUUAUUGUGUGUUAAGUUUCCUUCAUCUGUGCAUCAAUCACAUGAAUAAAAAUAUGAUCCCCCCCCCCCAAUUGCACGGGGAGGACAGGGCUCCUGCACCUGUUUUCAAA
This is a messenger RNA of Pogoniulus pusillus (Red-fronted tinkerbird), 4702 nucleotides long. RefSeq names its product C-terminal binding protein 2 (gene CTBP2). Gene Ontology annotation, cellular component: nucleus. Gene Ontology annotation, biological process: regulation of transcription by RNA polymerase II. The record is from RefSeq and is a predicted model, not a curated record. NCBI's taxonomy places the organism in Eukaryota, Metazoa, Chordata, Aves, Piciformes, Lybiidae. Gene Ontology annotation, molecular function: DNA-binding transcription factor binding; transcription coactivator activity; oxidoreductase activity, acting on the CH-OH group of donors, NAD or NADP as acceptor. Bases 1297 to 4353 code for a protein of 1018 amino acids. The transcript has 12 exons.